AAUUUUGCAAUAUAUAUUGUUUUCCAGAGGCAAAACGGAUUACGGUAUAAUGAUAUUCGCGGACAAGCGCUUUAGCCGCGCGGACAAGCGCAGCAAGCUGCCGCGCUGGAUACAGGAGCAUCUGCGCGACUCCCUCUGCAACCUCAGCACGGAGGAGGCUGUGCAGAUCUGCAAGCGCUGGCUGCGUCAGAUGGCGCAGCCCUUCACCCGCGAGGACCAGCUCGGCGUCUCCCUGCUGACGCUGCAGCAGCUCCAAUCACAGGAACAACAGGAGAAGAUAGAGAAGCAAGUUAUACAGAAGUAGACUAGAUGAAGUACAAGAAUUGUGGAAAUGUUAACAUUAUUUUUUGCAUUAAAGUAAGACAUAUUUUUAAAAUCAA
Molecule: messenger RNA, 380 nt
Organism: Papilio polytes (common Mormon)
Lineage: Eukaryota; Metazoa; Arthropoda; Insecta; Lepidoptera; Papilionidae
Product: TFIIH basal transcription factor complex helicase XPD subunit-like
Exons: 2
Coding region: 50-304 (84 amino acids)
Source: RefSeq, a predicted model, not a curated record